This is a messenger RNA of Podarcis lilfordi (Lilford's wall lizard), 19597 nucleotides long. The record is from the annotation of a GenBank genome assembly. NCBI's taxonomy places the organism in Eukaryota, Metazoa, Chordata, Lepidosauria, Squamata, Lacertidae.
AUGGGUCAGUUAUAUCCAUUUCAUAAUUUUAUCACUGGGAGUGCCUUUGCCCACCAUUACAGCGGAGGCAUCACUAAGCAUUCUAGGUGAUGGCAACUGUUUUUCUCUCUCCUAGUAACAACUUUGAGGGACAGGCACAAGAUCAACAGGUGCAGCUCUGCAGAGCCAGAAAUAAGAGCAAAGGGGCAGAUGCAAGCCUGUUGGAUUUCCUCCUGACAGUGGUCCUUUACCUGUGCACAAAUGCUGCCAGGAUUUUAUAUAUAGUCGUAUUAUUAAGUGAACACCCUACUCUUGUGCCACUUGCUUUCUCUGUGUGGUUAUGCAGUUUACUAUCAUCCUGGCAAUGAAAUCAGACCAUAAAAUUUUUGUGUUAUGAACCGCCCUGAGAUUUGCGGACGAAGGGCGGUAUAAAAGUUUAAUAAAUACUUUUAAAAAGCACUCUGCAGCUGCUAAUAUUUAUUAUUAUUUAUUAUGAUGAUUAUUAACAUGUUUUUCUAUGACAGGGACUCAGCAUGGCUUACAGAUAAAAAUAAGAGCAGCCUGAAAAACAUCAUUAAAAACAAGUGAACAUUGAUAGAAUUAACACACGCACUUUAUUAAAAACAUACGGACAAUUAACAAUAAAAAAGGCUCGCAGUUUCUCUCUCACACUCACUCUCCCUUUUCAACCCCGGGUCAGACCUAGGUAGCGCCCAGAGCGCCUGCGCCAUGCCAAGCCCCGCCCCUACCCUCCCCAGUGCCGAAAAUGGCGCGUGCGCACUGAAAGCCCGGUCUUGUUUGUGCAUGGGCGCGCGCUCCCGUGUGUGUUUGUAUAUGUGGGCUUUCCCCGUUCUCUCUCUCUCUCACUCACAUACAUACACACAUCUCCUCCUCCUCCUCCUCCUCCUUCUCGACCACAUCCGGGGUCACGCGGCUUUCGCUUCCUGCUGCGGUUUGUUUGUUUGUUGUUUGUUUUUUUUCUGGGUGGGGAGGGGAGAGGAAAGAGCCUUAGAGACAAGACAGACAGACAGAGACGGAAGGAAGGACCCGAAUGAGGGACCCAACCGCCGCCUGGUCGCGAGCGCGCGCGCGUCCCCGUGGCUCCGUCAGCUGAAGGAGGCGCAGAGAGAGAGAGAGACUGAGAAAGCUCGCGCCUCCUUUUCUGUCAGAGGAACGCUGAGCGGGUGAGGGAGCGCGAACGCGAGCGGGCACGCGCCGCUGGAAUUUUCAAAGAGGGAGGGAGGGAGGGGGGCGACCCAAACUGCCGGCGGCGGCGGCGGGGCCUGUCUUGGGCUUCCGUUGGCCUCGGCGCCCCUCGCCCGGUUCUCCCCUUCGCCUCAGGCUCCGGUCCACGCGGGGAAAGACGGAGGUGAGUGACCCGGAGGUGGGGAAAGGGAGGACGGGACGGACGGACUCGCCUGGGGUUUCGGGGCUGCGGGGGAAGGAUGGGGUCAGGGAAGCGCCCCUCAUGUGUGUGUGAGGGGGGAAGGAGCGCACCUCCCCCCUGGAACUUUUAAUAAGCACGCGUUUGUUUGGCUCCUUUGCGCGCUUCAGGCUCCCGCAUCCUGAAAGGCCGACCCCCGCCCCACACUCCCACCCACCUGCGCCUACCUUUUUUCAUACACCAUGUGCUUUUUUCUGAGGGGCUCUCCCUGCCCGUCUCCCCUGCUCAGGGCGCACCUUCCCUUCAGCCUCUCUUUCCCACCCCAGUUUCUGAAUCUUAAACAUUACUCGGGGCUGCCGCCGGGUAUAGUCUCCCCUUCCUUUGAAUACACAGCCACCCUGUGAAGUUGAGAGUUUCCUCUUCUCUCCGGGAGCGCCUUCACUCUCGUGUAUCGCACACAUACACGUCCACGCUUACUUUCUCUUCAGGAGGAAAUUCCCAUUUCCUCUCACAGUCUUCUUCCUUGCAAGGUAUUUCCAGAGGAGUUUUGUUGCAGAGAGAGAGAGAAAAGGCUAGAUUUGCGGGCACCUUGGAAGACAAACUUACUGUGGGGAGAGUCUAACAGAAGAUGUUUCUUCUCUGUGUUGCGCCCAAAUCCUAAAUUCGUUGACUUGGAAGAAAAUCCUGCUGUGUUCCGCAGGACUUACUCCUGGGUAGGUGCCACAGGAUUGUAGCCUUAUAGCACAAUCCUGACCAUGUAUAUUCAGAAAUAAGUCCUGUUGAAUUCAGUGGGGUCAUGACUGCAGCCUUAGUCUUUUUUGAUGUAGACUAUAUAGGACAUCAGAUCCACACACUCUGUUUCCACCACCUGUAUCCCUUUACCAGUUUCCUAUCCUCCAUUCUCUUUUACUCAACCCUUCUCAUACCCCAGCCCAAUGGCAUCCUGUAUGAAGAACCUUUUUUAGCUUCCUCUUUACGCACCCUGUUUCAUAGCCCCCUUGUCUAUCGUCUGAGGGCCUCCUUGUUUUCCUGUUCACUGGAUCCUCUCAACCUGUGGGUUCUCUCCCUCCUCGCAUCCUGUUUUUGUGCCUCCAUUCUUCCUGGAUCCCCAUUCCUCUGCCCCUUCCGCAUUCCCUCUCAGUGCUUCCUUUUGGGAAGAGCUGCUUGGGAUGAAUGAGAGAGACCCAGACCCUGCCACUCCCUCUAUUCCCAUGCUACUUUGUGAUGUUUACCUGUCCCUCUCGGCCUCUCCCCUGGUCCCUGCACAAUGAGGUUGGAAGAAACGCUAGAAAUUAGGGUUUCGGUGGUUUACUAGCAAGGCUGUUUGCAGCCACCACCCCUUCCUUGCUGUUUGGAGUGUGUAUGCACACACGCCUACGCAAGCAACUCAAGCGGUUUCAAUCAGGCUAGCAGGGAAGAAGUGUCGUUUGCCGCCUUCUUGCAUUUAUUGUUGUGAUAGUCUGGUGCUCAUUGUUGUGAUGGGAACCUGUCACUUGUGAACAUAUGAGGCCAGUGUAUUGAGCUUUAGAAAGGGGACACCAUCCUCAUGAUACACUGACCUAAGGCAGAUUUGUUUUGUCAAUGAAUGUGUUUGUACAUAAUUCAAAAGCCACACAGCUUCCUGGUUCAAAAUUAUAUCCCUGAGUAAUCAUGAGACCUGAAAAACAAAUUGCAUAAUUUCUGUGGUUAUUCUUUGUGGACAUCGCUACGAAGCUCAAGAACGAGUAGAGCUGCUGUAAAAAGGAGGGGCAAAUCUCUUUAAUGCUGUUUCAUAAGCAUGUUUUAUAUUUUACAAAGUAUGCUUUGUAAGAAUAUUUGUUUGAAACAGGCUUAUUAUAGCUCCCAAGUAGAACAGUUAUAUUCAGAAAUCUGCCUAGUUAAAUACCGCUGUUUUUGUGAAGAAGAGAGGAGGCUAAUAAUGUGAAGAUUGCCUUGUUUAACUUGCUGUAUUUCUUGGCACUUCAGUGCAUGUAUUUGUAGGUCAUGAAAAAGCCCUUUUUUAAAUUAACAAAGACUUUGAAGAGUGACUUAAUACUAAAGAUGGUAGUGUACACACACAAAUAUUUAGUGACUUUGGUAAUAUUGUGGUAAUAUCUAACAUAAGAACACUGGUGUGUGAAAUAAUCCAAGACAAUGAAAACUAAGUGUAAACAAUGGUAGUGCCUUAAAUAAUGCGAAUUAGGUUAAUAAACUUCAAUAGGCAACCUUUGGAAAACUGUUGAAUGUGUAUGCUUUGCCAAGUAAGAAAUAUACUUGUGUGCAUUUUGUUUCUGUUCAAUGUGUUCCUUUUCUUUUGUCUCCAAGCAGCUGUUCCCCAUUGGAAACUGACUUUGUCCAAGCUGGACUAAAGUCCUGUCCCUGCUUGGUUGACCUGUUUGUACUUUCUUUAAUUAAGGAAGAAUCUGGUCCAUAUUCUAUGAAGAAAUGCAUAGCACUGUAUGUGCAGGAGGGAGGAAAGUAGGGGAGGAAAUAAAUAAGCAUUGGACUGGAUCAUCUCUGUGCAAUGCAAUCAUAUUCAUCUUUACUUGAAAGGAAGUCACACUGUGUUCAGUGACAUUUACUCGCAGCUAAGUGUGUGUGGCUUUGCAGCCAUAUAGCACAAUUCUAUGCUUGUUUACUCAGAAGUAAGAUCCACUUUGUUCGUUAGAACUUACUUGCAGGUAAGAGUGCACAGGAUUGCAGCCUGUAUUUAUUUGUAAAACAGAAUGGCUUGCACUCUGCAUCUGAACAAGCAUGCAAUGAUAGAUGAACUUUAACAGGCUACUUUUGUGAUUAAUACUAAUGUUUGCUUUUGUUAUGCAAGCUGAUGUUUGUUUCUGUGAACAGAUGUGAUUUUAAAAUGCUCAUUAUUGGUAGCCAGUUGCCAUUUUUGCAGCAGAAAGACAUAACAUUAGUUUUGUCUUGGGUGUGGCCUUCUGCAUUAGAAAACAUUGUAGUAUUUCUGGGAGGAACAAUUUUUUAUCAGCAAAUGUGUGACUUGCCUAGAUAAUGACAGGGGGCUUUCACAAGGGAGGGCUAGCAGUGGAGAGGGCUGUUGAUCCUUCAGUUGCCUGCUGAUUCUCUUCUGCAGAUGCACCCCAAAGCUGUCCACCCCCCUUACUACUUGUUUCAGUCAGAGCCUGGCUGGGAGUAGGGGAAUUAAAAACUGCCAGGUAGCUUGAAUUUUAAAAGAAGAAUCAGGGGGCAAGGUAAUUGUUAACUGCUCUACUUUAAGCCUUACAAUGGAAACAUGAGAUUGGGACCCUUGGGUUUCCCUCUAGUUUCGCUGCAAUGAAGUUCUGACAUGUGUGGGUUAGUAAUUCUUGUGGACUUAAUUGCAGGCGAAUAUAGCAAUUUGCCUUAUACUGAAUUCAACCUUAUAUUAGCCUGGUUCUCUCAUAAGACUUAACUUGGUUUAUUAAACUUGUUUUAUUAAACAAUGGUUUAGCACAGGGGUUGGCAAACUAAGGCCUGCGGGCCGGAUGCAGCCUGCUGGGCUCGUUAAUCCGGCCCACGAACCUUGCGGACCCUGCCACACACUCAGUCAGUCCCCACGCUAAACCAGCGCGGCGUGGAGGCUUUGCCACACGGGGACUGACUUCCGCGAUGCGAUGCUGCUUCUGAUUGGCUGCAGGAAGCUCCUGCAGCCAGUCAGAAGCCACGGACGCCUCUGGGCUGGCGACGAUGCUGGCGCAGCCUCCGCACCAUCGUCGCUUCCUCCCACUCAGCUCUUCCUGCUCAGCCGCCUCAGCGGGAAGGAGGGGGCGGCGCCCAGAGGCAGCCAAGUGAGAGGAAGUGGCCGAGCGGGAGGAAGCCGUGGCAAGGAGGCUGCCUCCGCCACCCAGGCCAAGGUUGUAACAGGAAAGAAAAACCUAUAGUUGCCUUAAAUCUCAUUUGGCUACUGUAUGUACAUAUGUUUCAAUUGACUUAGGGGCCUCCCAGGUCUGUAUGUCUGAGCAGUGGCAUGGUUAUCAGCGAUGGCAGUAGCUAUUCCCCCUCUUCCACUAAACCCAACCAGUACAGUCAAUGAAAAAUUGACAUGGUGUUCCAUUGCUUGAACAGUCCAAAUGAUGUAUUGCCCCAGCAGCUAUCAAUUAAUUUGGGGUGGGAAGAAAAAAUGGCAACAUACCCCUUGAAUCCCAGAUAUAUUUAUUCACUAAACUGCAGAGGAGAAGGAACAAUAUGAUGGAACAGCUGUGGGUUUACUCUAGAGGAGAAAGGUCACAACCGUGAGUUGAUUGGCUAAGUACGGUUGUGGGUUCUACCUCAUGCUAAGUCUCCUCUAAUUCUGGACAUCAGUUUGGAUUGCAUGGAGCAGCAAUAGCAAUAUACUUUUUUUACUCUUGCCAUUAGCUGAUAACAAUAUAUUCUCUCUUAUGAGUUUGUAAAUACUCUAGUAUAAUGCAAGAAGCAUUUUCUUGACUAUGCAUUCCAUGAAGAGUGAAAUUCCCUUGUCAAAAUUCCCAUAUUACUUUCAUUCUGGUAUGUCAACAUCCUGAAAUAUUCACUUGUAUUGGAGGCAUGAGCAUAUGAUCCAGGGCAAAUUUAUGAAUGUAGCUUUUGUAUCCUGAGUGACAAGUACAUUCAGUUAUUAAAUCUAGUUUAUUCAUCUACAAUCUAUAAGCAGAACUGAAGAGUAGAUGGAAGUGUUGAGAAAGUCUGAAGCUUUGCUUUCUUUGUCCUCAGUUAUACAUGGAAUUUAUUUUGGAUACCAAAUACAAUCUGAAACUCCCUCCAUUUUGGAAGAUUUUCUGUUUCUAGCUUGCUUUGGUUUUGUAGUGGGUCAGUUUCUUUUUUAAUCUAUUUUUAUUAAAGAUUUUCUUAGUUUACAAAAGUACAUGCCUUGUCUCUUUUUCAGCUUGUACAGUCUUUCUUAACAAAUCAGUUACAUUUGUUGUGAGACAUUAGUGUUGAGUACAGUACGGUGGUACUUCAUGUUACGUACUUAAUCCGUUCCGGAGGUCCAUUCAUAACAGGAAACCGCUCGUAACAUGAGGCACGCUUUCUCUAAUGGCGCCUCCUGCUGCUGCCGCGCUGUCGGAGUGCGACUUCCGCUCACAUCCCGGCGCAAAGGUCGCAACAAGGGGCUUCUACUUCCAGGUUAGCGGAAUGCGUAACCCGCAGCAUUCGUAAGGGGGAUGGUACGUAACAUGAGGUACCACUGUAUAAGGUUGGGGGAGAGGAGGUGUGGUGUGGCGUGGUGAGGCUUAUAUUCUUUUGUAAAGUGUACGUGUGGGGUUUUGUGUCAGCGUCAACUGGGUAGGUUCUCUUUCUAUUUGUUUAUUACAUUCCCUUGGUAGUGAGAGGUAUUGGGGAGUAGGGUGUUGUUGGUUGUCUGUGGUUGGCUGCAAUGGGGUUUGUUUGCAUUGGGGGGGUGGCUUAUUGGGUCAGGUAAGCCAGAUUGAUUCCUAUGCUGUCAGUGGGUUAUUCUUGUUGGACUGUGUAUGUGAUAAAGGGGAGCCGUACUGGGGUGUAGGCAUCCUCUUCUAUUUGUCCCUGUGUCAGUUUCAGUUUAUUGGUUAGCUUUUCUAGUAAGGCCGUUUUCCAUACAAUUAGAUACCAUUGGUCCAUAUUUACUCCUGACUGGUCUCUCCAGUGGGUCAGCAUCUGACUGAGUCAUAUACAAGUUUAGGAGGAGGAGAAUUUUGAGCAGACUGGUUUAGAGACAAUAGCAAUGAAGUCCUGCCCUUCAGAAUACUUUAUAUUGACAUAUGCAACUUGGAGACUAUUGAUAAAAUUCACAGAGUUAUGAAACAGUGGUGAGUUUGUAAGAGGAACAGUGUUCAAAAGAGGAUGAAAAGUAUAACUUUUCACCCCUGCUUCCUGUACCAUGUGUGCUUUAGGUGAUACUCACAGUAUGUUGCUUUAUUUUUAUUAUUUAUUAAAUUUGUAUACCGCCUUAUACCCGUAGAUCUCAGGGUGGUUUACAAUAUAUAAAGAACAAAACAUGUAAUAAAAAUAAAAACAAAGAUAACUCAAUAAUAAUUAUAACUGCUUUAGUGUUAAAUAUCAGUAUAGACUAGGGUACAGAAUUAAUAUUGCUACUACUGCUUCUGGGAACCUAAAGGUCAGUAAUGACUAAUGCCACAUGCAAAUGUAAAAGGUGGUUUUUGUGUGUGUUGGUUCCCUCACUUUCCAGAGUUCAAUUUGAAGACACUAAAACUGUAAUAAUGCUCUUAUAUGCUGCUUAAUAGGGUGUUCAUGUGAGACUGAGAUGAUAGUCUAAGAAGUUGUUCUGGCUUGGCAAAGUUCAGCCUCAUGCCCUCUAAUAUUUAAGGCAGUGGUGAGGAACCCAUGGCUAUUAAGAUGUUGUUAGACUACAACUUGCAACAUCCCUGAUCACUGGCCAUCCCGGCUAGAGCUGUUGGGAGUUGGAGUGCAACAACAUCUAGGUUUAAUGUAUUUAUUAAAGCAGGAGACUCUCCUCUAACAAAGUUCCUAGCUGCUAUUACUCCAACUCCUAGGUCAGGCGGCUUAGACAAAGUGUGCCAAGCUGGAAAGUUUGAUAGCCCUGACAACCCAUUGCUUUAAUAUACUUCUUUCUUUAGCCUGCUAAUAUGUGCAUAUGGAGCUGCAAUAUGAGAAGAAAUUCUAACUGCAUAACUCUCAGACUUGUAUGCUUCCUCCCCACUUCCCAAAGAAAGUUAUUCACCUCCAAAUAUGUUUACGAAUCUCCUUUUUACGUUUAAAAAGUGCUCACAAAGGAUGGACAGGACAUCAUGUUCCUCUCUUGCCAGUUAAUCUAAUGAGUAAAGGGUGGGUAGUAAAAAAACAACGUGGGUUGGAAAUGCUUGCAGACCGCAGUGGAUCUCUCAGUAUCACUGCUGUCAGCCCACUGUGUUUCUAUGCUGCAUAUAUAGGAGAAACUCCCUCCAUUGACAUAAUUUUUCCCUCACCAAAACCUACAGUUCCUUCCCUGCCACCCCCACACCAAUACUGUACCUAGGCUAGAAAAGGUCAUCCUGUUGGAACCACAUUCUUUUGCAUCAGAACUGUUAGCUUACAAACUGAUCAUACACCUAACGAAAUGCAUCUCAGAGUCCCUCUGUUUGACUUAUUGUGGAUUAUCGUGAACAAUUUGAAAAACUCCCCCCAAAUUUUGGAUAUUGAUAUUUUCCUGCCUUUUAUAUUAGCUCUAUAAUUAUUUCCACAUAAUAGUGGUAGGAUUGUUAUUUAUAUUGCCAAUUUGCUGUGUGUGUAACCUAAUUUUGCAGGUGAGUGGCCAAGUUGAUACUAUCUGUUAAUUUAUUUGGAAAAAUACUUAUAUGUUACAAUUUUAUAGAAAAUAUCAAAGCAGUUUACAACAUGUAUGAGAGAAAGGUUGUUGUUGCUAAUAAUAAUAAUAAUAAUAAUAAUAAAUUGUAUACCACCCUUCAUCCAAAGAUCACAGGGUGGCUCACAACUUAAGAAUACAAAAUGAGAACGUGUGUGUGUGUGUGUGUGUGUGUGUGUAAGUAAUAGCUCACCAACUGACUAGUACAUUUAAUUUACUUACGAAAUCCUGAUCUGGAAUUUAAGAAUAGAAAUGGGACAAUCUGUGCCCACUGUGCUUCUAUGCCAGAUGCUCAUGAGGCAAAAUCUCCUUCUUCACAUCCAGUAUAGAUAUCAGGUGGACUGCCAGAGGAGGCGGCAGUGCCUCUUGCUUUCUUUACCAGCCUUCUUUAUUUGUAGUCUACCUAUUAAAAAACUUACUAGCCUCUGUUCUUUUUUUCUUUUUCUUUUUUCUCAUACGAAGAUUUGUUGAAGAGUAAAAAGCAGAUGAGUUUGAAAAAUCAGUCUAGUAAUUUUGCAGGGCUUAUUGGCAAGGUUAUGUUUCGUAAUAUUUUUGUUUGUAUAUAAAGUUACAAUUUCUAGCUAGUUUUCACGGUUAGUAACAUUUUCCAACAGUGCUGCAGCUCUUGCUAUUUCAGUUUAAUGUUUUAUUAGCACAGACAGAAAUACAGUCCAAGAAAACAGACCAGAUCCAGAUGGAGAGGACAGAUUUUUCUAAAUGAGAAUGCAGAGUACUCAUUGGCAAUAAAAAUGUGGCUUUAACAGUCGCAAUGUAAGUAUUGAACCUGAAGGAGGAGCGGAAAUAUCUAGCCAUUGUAGUGGUGGGCCCAAAUGAGUGAUAAAUUUGUAGCAGGGAUUUUGAAAGAUGAAUGACUCCCAUGACUUUACUCUUGGCUAUUUAUUGGUCAGUAUUCACUUAUGUUGAUCAUGUUCUACUCCAAGAUUUACAUUUUACUUUAUCAUAAAGAUUCAAGAACAGGAACAUAUUAUUUAAACUUGCCUGACUUGCAUUGCUAACUAUCCAGAAGCUCUAUAUAUAGAUAUGGAUUAGAUAUAGAUAUAGAUAUAAAAUUCAGCCACUGUCUUUUUCUUCGCUUUUUCAAAAGGUAUUAAUGGUUUCCUAGUUGGAGUGUAAUUAAGUUGUCUUUUCAAAAUGGUUAAGCCCCAGCUGCUACAAACGUUACAUUCUGUUCACUGUGUUAUUCGAAAUCAGGAAAUUUAGUACACCUAUUUAUUUAUUAACAAUAUUUGUAUACUGUACUAUUGCAUCUUGCAAGCAGUAGACUUACACAUUUUUAACAUUGUGCAGUUGAAAGCCGGCCAGUCGAUUUCCCACAAAUUAAUUGCCCCCAAAGUGGAGACCUUAAAAGCUCCUUUUACACCAGGUUUCCCAGCACUGGAAGAGCUUUUUAAAUUUUCUGCCUUGCUUACUAGGCAAAUUCCGCUCAGCACAUGGGAAAUGGGAUAUUCUUGCAAGAUCCCCAUGAGAUCUAGUGAAAGCAUCCCAGACCCUGCACACCGAGCGGAACUUGACCAGUAAGUAGCUCUCUGCUUUGCUUGGGUAAGGUCCGCUAGAUGCACCAGUUCCAGAAGGUAAGGAUGGUUGCACAAGUGCAGUUCCAAGAAGAUGAUUAGAGUAUACACAUUUUUGCACUUUUCCUGAAACGUAACACCUGUACAAUAUAGUACUGUACCAUCCAAUAACUGAGGUUUUGUGCAACUAUAUUAAAAUGUCCAAAAAAGACCAUAAUGUGGUUGCCAGGCACACCUCUAAGAAAAAGCUGGAUUCUACGGAGGGUGACAGAUUUCCCACCCCAGAUCUAGAAAAUCAGUUUCACCCAAGAGUGGCUGGGGUUGACCUGGCCUGAACUCCUUCAUCCAAAAAGUGGGGGAGUCAGCAGCCAGUCUAUAAUUGUUCACAUCUAAUAACCACUUUUUUAAAAAUAACAUAGCCCAUCACUCGGAGAAAUUUGCAGCCUCCUGUACUCAGCCAAACAGCCUCUCCCUACUAGAAGUGAUAAGCCAUGAAAGGCAAGGGUUGGUUGCCUAGACCAGGGGUUGUCAGCCUGAUCCCUACCGCCCACUAGUGUGCGUUUCAGGAUUCUAGGUGGGUGGUAGGGGGUUCUACGGCACAAGUUGCAUCCUCCUUCCAUCGAGCAUUGGUGAGCGGUAAGGAAAUUUUACCAUCAAGAAAGAUGCAUUAGUGGGUGGUAGGUAUAAAAAGGUUGACUACCCCUGGCCUAGACUUUACCAAAAACCUUGUCCACAUCCUUGGAUCUCAGUAAUAGACAAUCCUACAAUGAAACAAGACCAAAUGGAGCACAGACACCUUUGUUAAUAGAGGAUUCCAUCAUAACACUCUCAGGGCCAGAUUGUAAGAGGCUUCUAACCUAUUGAAAAUUAACUUCUGGAUGGCACUGAGAAGAUGCACUGAUAAUGGGGGAAAGUUUCUUUGCCCCCAAUAAGUGGCACACAGUAUGCCUGAUCAUUAACUCUAACCCAUGUUUGUUAGUCAUAAAAAGUCUUCUGGUCUCAGUGAACUACCUGAUGAUAGGAUUCUGGUCCCCUGCAUGAAACUUUUGGCCCUAAACUACUCAGAUACGACGUUGAUGAACGCACUGAACACACUUAGUUAUCUUUAAUAGUGGAAACAUACACUCUACUGUCAAAAAUGAGCAAUACAAGUAAGCUAAAAUACAAAAGUUAAUAUUUUGCUUCUGAGCAACAUUAUUUUUGUUGUAUCCAUGUACACAGUUUAAAAUGUUAAAGAUACACUCUCCUGCCAUUGAAGGUGUUGUUAUUCAUACUGAUUUAGUGAAUUUGAGUUCCCUAAAGAGACCUUCAAUCCUGCUUAUAAAUUACUGUUCAGUGAAAGUGCAUUGGGAACUAGAUAUUGGGGUUGUCCUUUAACCUUUUUACAUCCUUGGCUAUGAUAUUAUUUCCUAAUAAGCCAUCUUGAAGGUUCCAGUAAUAUCAGGAAGUUGGUGUGAAAAGAUAUAAUGAAAACUUAAUGCAUUUCUGCUUCUAUUCUACAUUGUGUCUAGGGUAGUGAACCUUCCUACCUGUGUUUUAUGUGUUUCGGUGGCGCUGUGGUCUAAACCACAGAGCCUAGGGCUUGCCAAUCAGACGGUCAGUGGUUCGAAUCCCUGCAACAGGGUAAGCUCCCGUUGUUUGGUUCCAGCUCCUGCCCACCUAGCAGUUCGAAAGCAUGUCAAAGUGCAAGUAGAUAAAUAGGUACCGCUCCAGCGGGAAGGUAAACGGCGUUUCUGUGCGCUGCUCUGGUUCGCCAGAAGCGGCUUAGUCAUGCUGGCCACAUGACCCGGAAGCUGUACGCUAGCUCCUUGGCCAGUAAAGCAAGAUGAGCGCAGCGAUCCCAGAGUCGUUUGCGACUGGACCUAACGGUCAGGGGUCCCUUACCUUUACUACUACAGACGCGUACUGAGGGAGCUUAAAUUCACCAGCCCAUUUGGGGCGGGGGUGGGGGACAACUGCUUUGCACAUAGUGAACUCUAAAAGUAUAAAGAGAAAGCUUGAGUGCCUUUAAUACAACCAAAACCUUUAGAACCUAUAAUGUCAUUGGAUUGUUGAAUUGUCUGUAUUUUAAGAUGUUGCCAGUUUUACAGGCUAGAAGAGCAGAGCAGCAGCGCACCCAAUCAAGAUGGCAAGCCAUGCCACUGUCACUAUGCAACAGACUUGGAGAGCCACAAAAGCAGGCAGGCUGGCAACGCUGCCAAUUCUUGCUCUGAAUUCUGGAGUGACUGACAUGCCUGAAGAGAGAAUGAAAACAUUUUGUUCUUUAGACUUUAGAGGUUUGGGAUUUCUAGGCUGAAAAUUUGGCAUUCGGGGACAGGAGUUUCACAUCGGCAAGUAUUGUUGCCCCUGGGAAAGUGACUCAUGUUCUUUGCAGGACUCUUCUUUUGGGGAAAGAUUCUUGAAUCAACCAACCUAUAAGCUGAUGUUGAAAAUACAAUGGUUACCAUUGAAGAAGUGGGAGGCAAAUAUGUUGGGAUCUGUUUCCAAACAUUAGACAAGUUUAACUGAAAUACGUUGCAUUUAAGGAAUAGUUGUUCCCUCACGGAGUUUAACAAGAAAAUUCUAGUAGUAGGAUAACUUCUCAUUACUAUUGCUAUUGAAAAUGUAGUGCUAUGGUUAUCUUAGCUGCUGUAUGGACUAAAAAAAGUGAUGCUUUGCCAGGGCUUUGUACGCUCUUAGGCAAGAUUGGGGCGGCAGAAGAAAGUAACCAGAAGUAGAGGUGAUGUAGAGAAGAAUCCUGUGGAACAGAGGGGGCAGAUGAAGCAUGUUGUGGGGUUGUUUUUUCAAAAUAUAACUGUUGCAGAAGUGGUUUCAAAGAGGAGCUUAAAGAAUAAGGGAAGUGGCAUGUUGAACAAAGACGGUUAUUUGAGGGAAAGGAAUAGCAUGGCAGUUUUUUUGGAGGGAAAGAGUGAACAAUCUGCAUAUAUGAUGAAAUUAGAUUCUUGAUAAACCUUGUUUAUUUUGCAACAGGAAGUUGCUUUGGCACAAUAGAGGCAGAAGUCUUAGCCAAGCUUGGAAAUAGAAAGCAAACAUAAUUUUAAACAAAUAUUUGGAGUUAAGUGUACUGGAAUAUAUCCUAAGAGAAGUUAACUUAAGGAAGUUUACAGAAGGCACUUUUCCAAUCCCUUCCUCCUUCAACCACCCAUGUCUGACUGUGGGGGCUGGAAAGGCACAGAGUGGGGCUGUGGUGGGAAACUUUCUUCUAUGUACUUCUUUAACUUAAAUUCUAUUAGCAUCCAAACCACUGUAUUCACUCAGUUGAUAAAUCUAGGAAGUAAAUGGAAUUUGAUGGGAGUAAAUGAAUUUCUUUACAACUUUUGAUUUGCACAUAUUACAAAAGUUUGCUUUUUUGUUGCAAAUCUAGUCUAUCUUUGUGUUAAAUAUAUUCUUUGUUUGCUGUAGUACUGUUUGUACUGUUUGUAUAUACAGUGGCAUAGCAUUUCAAAAGAGGAAGGGAAUGCUAAGUUGCUGCUGUUUCACUCUUAACGCUGAAAGGAGGAUUUUUGACUUAGCCUUUCUUUUUUGUAAAUUAGCAUAUGCUAGACUCUGGAUAAUUAGGGAUUUGUGACAAAACCUAACAAAUUAUUGUGAAGUUAUUUUGUUUUCAAAAAUCGUGGGAUGAAUAUUUGUGUGGCACACCUUCUGUUUUGCUGCUGCAGCAGUCAAAUUACUUUGCCUUUCCUUUGCUGCUACAGCAGAUGUUUUCAGUCUUUCUGAGUCCACAGCUCCCUUGAUCAACUACAUGCUUUCUGUGGCACCCUUGUGGGUCUCAGGAGCCCAUUUAUGUCACCCCUUGCCGGCGGAGCUGGCAGCCCCUCACCCUUUUUCAAACACCCUCCCUUGUGGAGUGUUCGCUCAGCCUCCUCUCUGCUCUCCUCUCCGUGGGUGUCCACUGGGCAGCCACAGCUGCCCCCCCAGUCUCUGAGCUGCCCCCCCUGCCCCAAAGAGAGGUGCCUCCUCACAGUGCCCCACAGGGGCCUGGGAAGCACCCCCUGGCCAGCCCCAGCAGCACCAUUCACAUGGGGAGCUUGUAGCCAGGCUGCAGCAAGAAACAACUGUGCAAGCCUUUGGGAGGCAGAGGCCCAAGAAGGCAUCAGAGGAAGGAAGGAGGGAGGGAAGGGAAGAGGGACAGAGGCCAGUGUUGCCUGUGCCACCCCUGACCAUUCAAGGCACCCCAGGGUGCCACGACACACUGGAUGAAAACCACUGUACAGUGGAACCUCUACCUGCGACCAUAAUCCAUUCCGGAGGUCCAUCUGGAGGUCGAAAUGGGUUGCUGGGAGAGGCACCAUUGUGCGCAGGCACGGGCAGUGAUUGCCCACUUCUGCGCAUGCGCGAACGGCGAUUGCCGCUCCUGCACAGGUGCAAACAGCGACAAACCUGCCAGUUACUUCCGGGUUUGCUGCAGACGUUGGGCUAAAUGGACACAAGCGGAGGCGGACAUAAGAAGAGGUUUGACUGUACAUUUGUUGCCCAUCUCCCUAUGCUGGGUCAUCUCAGGUUACAUGAGUGUCAUAGAAAGAACUGGCUACUUCCCUUACUAUUGAAUUUUGAGAAAGAAGCCUCCAAUACUAUCAUUGCCCCAGUUUCCAUGAGUUAGGAUGCUUGCGUAGUGAAGUAGUGCAAUGUGGGAUGCUCCCCACAUGACCCAGGACCUCUUGCUUUGGCCUGGCAACAUGCCCCUUACCACUGCCAGACUUAAAAGAGGCCUUAGAAGAUGGCAACACUUUCUUACUGUAGCAAUGAUCAAGACUUCUUUAUGAACAGAAACUACCUUGAUACAUGCUAUUAAUACAUAUACCUAUUUCUAUUAUUUUAUCACAUUCUAGUGUCCCACUCUAUCACAAGCAAGGGGGGAUGGAAAUAGCAGUAGUGCUGUUGGGAAGUUGGGGGUGCUUAGUUCUUGUUUAUUCUCUUGGUUUGUGUUGCUUCCAAAAGUUCACUUCCUCCAGGUGGACCCCUAUGAGACAAGGUAAAUAGCUGUAAUGACCCCUUGUGAGGAAAUGUAAAGCACAGCACUCCCUGCUCCCCACCACAAAAAUGUCCCUGUAAUAUACAGAUCUUCCUCUCAAAAGUAAUUAUUUUCCUGGAAUACGCCUGUUGAGAGAAUUUCUUUUUUUCCCUUUAUUUUCCAGGUUGGUACCUUGAUUAGACACUUGACCUUCAGUCAACUCUGCUAAUCUUGGAAAUAAAUAUGUUCAAAAUGAUAAUAAGUUUAGAUCCUUGCAGUGAAGAGUCAUACAGAAUGAAAUCCCAGAGUUGAAAAACAGUUCGUGUAAAGAAGACCGUAGCAAUGUUUCUAGAUUAUAUCAAAGAUCCACAUCUUGGUACUUUACAACAUACAGAUAACAGAGCAUCCAAUAAUGUGAUCAUCAUGUGAAACAGAAGCCUGUGUAGGAUCUGCUGAUCCAAGAGAAUAAGAGGUUGCAGGUAUGUAGAAGUUGUUUUAUCCUCAGUUUUUCUCAUUCUGAUCCAUAGAUUGGCAAAAUACCCUGCAGAAGAUUAUUUACCUUGGAGAUGAAAGGUUAAAUCAAAAUAUUUCAAUUGUGUUUCUGCUAGGUGCAAAGUGGAAAACAUUUCAUAAACAUGAUACAAUAUACUGAGUAGGAAAUAUUUCUAAAGAUUCGAAAAGAUGCUUUGUCCUAACUUUAAGCACUGGAAAUAGGCUUCAGGGUUUUGAGAGUUGUUUCCAAGGAAUCCUUUCAAAUCUUGAUGCCAUGACAACUUGCUUACAUUAGCCAUUAACAAAGACUGUCAACAAGAGUAAAAUUAGAGCUCGUAUGUGGCUCAAUGAGAGCAAAGUCUUAGUUUGAAUAUAGUACUUUGGACAGCAUCCAAAAUACAUUUCAGAUCUGCUUUCCUUUUCGAUUAAAAUGUAUAACUAUUUUGUUCACAAAUUUUACAUUUGUAAUUGCAGAAGUAAUAAAUAUAAGCUGAGGAACUAUGAGAAAUAUUGGGAUUAUAGAGACAUAAAGCUAGAAUAGCAUUAAACGGUAUCUAACCUUUUGAUAACAAAAGUAUUGAUAGAAGGAUUGGAGCCAAACUAAAGUAGUAUGUUCUAUUGAAUUCAAAAGGGUUUCAUUUAGUCAUGACUAACUUGUCCAGUUGAUUUAAGUGGGACCUAAGUUUAACUAGCUUUUUUGGAUCUAACUCAUUUUCUUUUUCUCCACUGUUCACUAAAGAAGAUUGUCUUUAUAGACUCUAAGCUUUACCAAAUUUAUAAUCCCUUCUGUUUAAUACUUAUAGCUGCUAGUUGUAUUUUAAAAGAGCUGUGUCUUUGAUAUUCCUUCUUUCCAAAAAUCUACAUUCUGGAGGCGUAAUUCCAUGUGUCAGCAAAAUAAAUGUAUACACAUUCUAAGUACAGACAAUCUCUUGCCAUUUCCUGAAAAAGAAGAAACACAAAUGCCAACUGCUAUUUUGAUUCAACCGCUCUAUAAUGGGAAACUUCAAUUGCCUGCUUCCUCAAAUAAAAAGAAAAUUAGUGUGCUUUCCAGUUUUAACUAUAGAACUUAACUUUAAACUGCCAGACAAAAUUUCUUCCUUUACAGCUGAGUUUUAAAAAGGCAUCUCUACUGUUCUUUCUCUGGGCCAAACUGUAUGUUAUUCCAGGAGAUGGUUGUUAGUUUGUUUUUUAGGGGUGUGGCACAAGACCAAACACAGAGCAUAACACACACACACACAAAACGCAAAAGUGGAAAAGAUUUCCCUGACUAUGUCGAACAAUUUAAUAAGCAUUUUUUCUUGUACUUGUUUGAGGAUCAUUUCCUUGUCUUUCCUCCAAGUUGCUUACAGUAGCGUACAAGCUUCUUCCAUCAUGCACAUAGAUUUUAUCCUCACAACAAUUCCAUAAAGCAUAACUGGCCCAAGGUUACACAGAAAGCUUCAUAGCUGAGGGGGGAUUUCAACCUGGGAUUCUCCAUUCACAGACUGAUACUAACCACUACACCACACCACCACUUUCCCUUUCAAAAGAACAAUGCAGACUUAGAAACCUGUAAAUCUGAUUGCAAAAAGUGGCCCAGGAGGAAGGGGUUAAGCACCUUCUUACCUGAGCAUCACUGCUGAGGUCAAAAUCUCAACCCUCUACAGGUGUCCCAUAUGACCUCACAGGUGGUGUUUGACAGUUGGCAUGAUUGUGGGGCUAGGGAAGCAUGCUUCUAUUUGUGGUUGGAGUCCCCAGUUAUACGCAUUUCUUGGUCUGCAGUAUAUCAAUAUAUUUCUAACAUUCUGAAGAUUCCUAUGCAGAUGUAUCUACAGCUUUCACUUUUAAAUGAAUGGGACAAUCAAAAGCAAAACUUACCCUCAAAAGAAUUUGUAACGUGUCUGUUGGUAACUGCUGUAAUUUCUAACACAAAAAAUAGAAUGCACUGCAAGGUUUGCAGCUACUGUUGUGGUAUAAAAAUGUUUGGAAUUUGGGAAUCUUAGCGGGGGAAAGGCAUAAUUUGAAAGUUUCUGAUGGGUCAGAAAACACAGAAUAUUUUUAUGCCAUAUAGUGGGAUGUCAUUAGUUAGACCACUACAAAUGAUAUCUAUAAUUGAUUGACUUUUCCAAUGCAUGAAAUUUGGACUUUUAUGCUAGUCUCCUUAUGCAAUAUUCAUUUUACAAAGUAUCGCCCAAGAGGAUUUGUAUGUUAUGUUCCUUGGUUUCAUACUCUACAGUUAAAUAACAUCUCUUUUAAAAAUCUCACUCCUCUGGCUGCUUUGCCAUCCUUGGAGGAAAAAAUACUGGGUACCACGCCACACAUCACCUUCUCCCACUCCUUGCAGAUGGGAAGGCUGCUAUGAAGAGAAGUUGAUCUUUAUUGCAAAUUGAAAAAACUAGGGAAACAUUACUACUGUAAAUGUAAUUCACAGCUCCCACCUACAUUUUCAUUUAGUUGGGAAGGGGAUUAUAGACCUCUCACAUUGUACACCGUUUGUCCCCAGGCUGAUACGCCUUUUUUUUAAAAAAAAAGUGGUGUACACAAUUUCACAUACUUCAGAAUAAUGGGAACUGUAAAACAUAAUAGACCUGACCUUUUCCCAUACAUCCUUGAUUUUGAUCCAUUAGUGUUUUUUCCCUGACAGUCUGAGACGUCUGUGCAGCUGUGUCUGCUAGGUAUUUUAAAGCAAGAUAGCAUAUUCGGGAAGAUAAAGAGUUGUACAGGAAGUGCCUAGGGGGCUGCUUGUUGCAUAAGACAGGUGUCACUUUUCAAAGCUUGCAUAUGAAGUGUGGCUAGCUGACAGCUCUAGGGUUCUGGACAUGCAACAGCACAGCAAAAUACCAUAGCUUUCCUGCUACUCUAAACUUCAGUAGCGGGAGAACUGUGUGUCAGACGAAAGAGGCGCCUUAAGAUUUCUUACCAAAAAUCCUUUGCACUGAGUAAGGUUUUUAUGUUGACUGACUUAAGGAACAAGAGGAUUAAAGUAAAAUCCUGUGAGCAAAGUUCAGAGUGGGCUCGAAAGAUUUCUGUGUGCAGGCUAUCUCUAUGCCACAGCCAGAGAUCUCCUGAAAUGACAGAAAAUACAAGUGUCCAGGAACCAAAGUGUUUUAUUUUCUAGAAGCAAAUUGGUGAGACGACUCUUAAGAAAGGCAUGUACUGUUAAAACUCUGGGUAGUUUUGUGGGAAAUUUGCUUCAUUCUGAUGUGAAGUCUCUUGCGUUUUUAAUAAAACCUUCACAAAGGAGGCUAGAGAGCAGUUAGAAACAACAUCUUUCUCUUUUUUUGCUCAACCAGGUGGCUUUUUGUAUUUUGCAAGAGAGAUUGUUUGGGGAGGGGAGAUAACAGCUACAGCCACGAAUGUGUCAUGGCAAUAUUUCUGUAGCCCAGCUUUUGUACCAGGAUGUUUGUAGCAUGCCAGAGCAGUGUUAGCUCUUGCCUCUCACAAUAAGCCUGUGUCCCUGGCAGCCAUACCUGUUUGCUCUGGUAAGCCCUGCCUGUGACUUGACUCCAAGUUUGAUGGCUGCUGCUGUUUCCAUUUUCUCUUCUUCCUCUUACCUGACUUCCAACGCUUGGUGGGUAUAGGACAUGUUCAUUAUUAUUUUUUAGGCCUUUAUUGGGUAAACGUAAAGAGUUGAUCACUAUAAAUGUGCUUCCGCCCAAAGCAGUGGCGUAGCGUGGGCCGGCUGCACCGGGCGCAACAUCUGGGGGGGGCACGCUCGCACUCAAGUGCUAAAAUCCACGGGUUAGGGGGCGCAAAUUACUUGCCUUGCCCCAGGUGCUGACAACCCACGCUACGCCACUGGCCCAAAGCAAGAAUGGCUGCUCACUUUCUGUUGAGCAAUAGUUGGCGCGAUAACUUGAUUAUGGCAGAUGAUGGAAGAGCAAAUUAUUAAUGAUUGUUUCCCAUGUAUUUUUAUUUUCUGUAAAGUACUGGAAAUGUAAUAUCACAUGGACAUGUGCAUGCUACUUAAAUAUUACAUUGUUUUUGUUUAGGUUUUCCUGCGAGAAUCUACUAACAUAGUCUUUUGA